AUCAAAAUCGACAAUCUUUUCAUCCUCAUCAUAAUCAUCAUGACAAUAAAUCACCAUCACAAUUACCAACAUCAUCUGAGCCUGGAUCAGCUGAGAAUGUUGAACAAAUUGUUUCUAAAUUCAGUUCAUGGGCUCGGUCAAGUUUGACCCAAGAUGGGCCCAAUACAAGUAAGCCCAUUGUCACCACAGCAGAUACUGGUAAAGGUGGACAAUGGGAGGUCAGAAAACACUCAUUGCAAUCAAAUGUUAAUAGUAAUCAACCACCAGCAAAUUUAAUGUCCAUCAUUUUACCCAAUUUUCAACCUUUACCGCCGAGUUCUGAAUCUUCAAUAUCGUCAUCACCAUCAUCUUCAACACCGACCAAACAAUUACCAUUCGUACCUUUUGAAAGUGGGUUUUUUGGGUUCAUUGGACAGCCAGAUGAUUUUUACAAAGGAAAUGAUGUUUCUAAGAAUGGAAUUAAAAGUUCAUUGGAAAAUGUCCAACGACAUGAGGAUGAGGAUGAAGAUAAAGAGAAGGAUGAGAAAGAGAAAGAGAAACACAAAUUAAGAUUAUUAGAAGAGUCUUCAUCAUCUUCGUCAUCUUCAUCUUCAGAGGAUGAUGAUGAUUCUAAAGAUGAGAAAAAAGUGAAUGAAGAAAAAAAAUCAAAGAAUAAAAGAGACAAGGAGAAUAGAGAAGAAGAUAGUGAUGAAGAUGAAGAUGAAGACAAAGAAGAUGAAGACCAAGAUGAUAAAAGGAAAGAGAAAGAGAAAGAGAAAGAGAAAGAGAAAGAGAAAGAGAAAGAAGAUGAGGAUGAUGAGAAUGAGAAUGAGACAAAUAAAAAGGCAAAGCAAACAAAAAAUGAAGAAAAGAAAGUUUCUGUUGAUAAAGAUGAUCGAAAUGAUAGUAAGAAUGAGUCUAAGAAAAUUAAACAAGAUGAACUAUCAGGUGACUCGAACAUGUCCAAACCAAACUCACUCAACGAACAAUCAACAAACCAAAAUUCGAAUAAUGACCAAUCAGCUGACCAGCAACAAGAAAAAGAGUCUCAACCUGAAUCACUUCCAGCUAUUGACAAACAAACUGAGAAAUCAAUGGAACCGAUUAAUCCUGGCCAACCAGAAACGAUCAAAACUGAAUCAGAAAGUUCAUCACAACUUAUCAUUGAAUCAACACAAAAAGUUCAACCCCAAGCAACUAACACCAAAUCGGAAAGUAAUUCUGAACCAGAAGCAACUUCCUCACCUCAAGCUGAUCAGAAAACACCAAUGGCCGAUUCAACGCCAAAUGAAUCAACAAUCAGCUCGACUGAUUUUAGUUCACCCAAACAACUUGAUUUGGUUGAUUCAAAGGAAACAAUUAGUUCAACUGAUUCCACUGAUUCUUCACAAUCCUCUGUUUCUGGUCAAGUUGAUAAUCAAUCAGUUGCAUCAACUGAUGAAGUUCAUUCAGCAUCAUCGUCACAAUCAAAUCAAACCUCUAACCCAAUAAGAAAUGAACAAACUACAGCUCAAGAAAUUGAUAAUCCAUCGGUCGAAACUUUAAAUGACCAAUCGACACCAAUUGGCCCUGAAACAUUAUCAAAAGAUAAUAUUGAUUUAGUUUAUCAAGAUAACUCGAUUGUCAAGACAGAAGCCCAAACUAAGUCUAUAGAUUAUGAAGAUAGUAAUAAGAUUGAAAAAUUAACUACAUCAUCUCCAACAAUCAACGCAGAGACCCGAUCAUCUGAAAGUGGCCUAGAAAUACCCUCAACCGCUAAUGAAAUCAAUUCCAUAGAACCAGAGUCCAAUAAAGUUGAGUCUAAAACAGUAACUGAGACUUCAGUUUCUAACAAUCAGCCAGAAAUUAACACAAUUGAAUCAUUAACUGAAUCAAUCACUAGUCUACCUGUUGCCUCAAGCCCUAAAUCUGAAACAACUAAUGAAUCUAAUCAAGUUGAGUCUAAGCCAAUAAUCAAUGAUUCUAGUGCAAAUAAUCAACCAGAGAUUAACACAGUUGAAUCAAUCAACUCAAAAGAGCCGAUAACAGAGUCAAUUACUAACCACCCUGAUAUUUUAACUUCUGAAACUGAAUCACCAAUUGAAGUUGUUAAUAAAAUUGAGCAAUCAGAUUCCGUUGUAACAAAAGAUGAGAAAAGUUCAUCAAAAGUUGAUCAAAAUGAACAAAAUUCAGCAACCCGUUCAACUAAUGCUGCAAUUGAGACAAUUUCACCAGAAACUGAAGAUGAGAUCAAAACUGAAUCGGAAACCAAAGCUUCAGUAGUAAACAUUCAACCAGAAAACAAAGUAAUUAACCAGAUAGAAACGAUAGAACCAAAUGAAUUAGUAACUGAAUUAGCUACUACUCAAACUACCUUGGAUUCUGAAGAUGACUCAUUAGCAGAAUCAACAUCAAAAGAUGAUAAAGUAAAUUCAGUUGUGAUAAAUGAUGAAUUAGAAUCGUCAAAAAAUAUUAACAACGAUAAAGUUGUGGUGACAAGUUCGUCAAUUAAUGAAAUUACUACAGAAAAAUUAACUAGUAAAAUCGAUACUGUCGAUGAUCAAUCAGCAAUUAAAUCACAAGAACAAGUAGAAACAGCAACUGAAUCAGUGAAAAUCAAACCCGUUCCCUCAGAGACCGUGAAUACAAAUUCAGAGACUGAAGAUAAAAACGAUCAACAAAAUAAAAUUGAAAUAGAAUCGAAAAAAGUUGAUGAUUCAACCACAAUUAAAUCUACUCUUAAUGAUGAAAUUGAACCAUCAGAACUUAAUCAAGAACAUAUCGAGUCUGUAGUAAUAACUGAAGCUUCCUCUUCCAAUGAUCAUUCAGAAAUCAAUACAAUCAAACCAAUCGAGUCAACAAAAGCCUCUAAUCAACCUAUUACCUCAACCUAUGAAAUUGAUUCAGUUGAUCAAAGUAACUCGAUUGUAUCAGUUGAGACAGAAGCUCCAACUCAUUCAGUAGAUGUUGAGGAAAAUAGAUUUGAACAAUCAACUGAAUCAUCUUCAUCAAUCAAAGAAGAGACUAAAUCAUCAAAAGCUGAAAAUGAUAAUUACACAACAAGUGAAUCUUUCACUCAGAAUGAAAUCGAGUCCACAAAAUCAGAAUCUAAUCAAGAUCGAGUUGAAUCAGAACAAGUGACCGAAGUUUCCAAUGAUCAACCAGAGAUUAAAACACUCGAACCAAUUAGCUCAUCGACUGAAUUAAUCUCUAAACCUAUUACUUCAGCCCCCGAAACUGAAUCAGCUCAUAUUGAUCCAACAACCGAAACGCCAAUCGAGGAAAUCGAACCGAUUGUAUCAGAAUCUGAUCAAGACCGAGUUGCAUCAAGGUCCAUAACUGAAGCGCCCAUUCCCAAUGGCCCAUCAGAAAUCAACACAAUUAACCAGAAUGAACGAAUCGAGCCGAUUGAAUCAACAACUGACUCAAUUGUAGAUCAACCUACCAACUCACCCUCGGAAGUUGAGUCACUACAGUCUGAUUCAAUAACAGAAAAUACAGUUUCCAACGAUCAACCAGAAAUUAGUCCAAUCAACCCAAUUUCACCAGUUGAAUCAAUAACUGAAUCAAUCAAUAUUCAACCUAUUACCUCUGAAUCUAAUAGGGAAUCAAUAUCUGAAUCUAUAUCCCAACGAGAUGCAGUAGAAGACAAUUUAGUUACUGAAUCCAAUUUGAAUGAAGUUGAUUCACCAACUACUCAAAAAGUUGGCGAAACUGAUAAACCAUUGGUUAACGCUGAGGUUCUGAACAGUUUAGAAGUUGAACAAAAACCCGAAGACGCUGUUGCCGAGCCCGUUGCCAAAUCUGAAGCUCAAUCCACUGCUGAGCCCGCUGCCGACUCUGCAGCCAAAAAGGAAUCCGACUCAGCCAUUCUAACUCCCAUUCUAGAACCAGUUGUCGAGGAAGUUGUUGAGCCUGCGGUUGUUGAUAAAGUAGACCCAGUUGUUGAAAAAGUCGUGAAACCCGCCGUUGUUAAGCCAGUUGUAAAGCCUGUGGGUGAUGCCGUUGUUGAACCCGUUGUGGGUAAACAAGUCAUUGAUCCAGUUGUCGAUAAAGUCGCUGAGCCCGUGGUUAAUAAAGUCGAACCAGCACUCAAGCCAGUUGUAGACCCAAUCGUAGAACCAGUAGCACAAACACUUGUACCAGCGCCUGGACCCAUUGCACCAGAACCAGUCGAUCCAAAACCUGUCCCACCACCAGCUCCAGUUGAACCUGAGACCCCCGAACCUGAAGCUGAGAACUCCGAACCCGAAGAACCUGAACAACCAACAACCGUAGCUCCAUCACUUUGUGAACAAGCCAAAGCCGCAGGCAUUAACCUCCAUUACCCUGACGCCGCUGAUUGUAACAAGUACUUCCAUUGCAGCAACGGAGUAGCUAUUCGACAAUCAUGUCCACCCACUUUGGUCUUUGAUAAAACAAUCGACACUUGCAAUUACCCAUCAGCGGUUGAUACCAGCGAAUGUGCUUACACACCAUUACAAUGAACAAAAUGAUUAACACUUUAAAAUGAUUUAAGAAAAAAAAAUUUAUUUUGUCUCGCAGAUUAUAUAUUCUGUAUUUCCCCUUUGAAAAUGAUUAAUUAAAGUAAUUAAUAUAUAUAA
Messenger RNA from Panonychus citri (citrus red mite), 4562 nucleotides. Its product is annotated as titin homolog. Lineage: Eukaryota; Metazoa; Arthropoda; Arachnida; Trombidiformes; Tetranychidae. The record is from RefSeq and is a predicted model, not a curated record. Gene Ontology annotation, molecular function: chitin binding. Bases 276 to 4445 code for a protein of 1389 amino acids. The transcript has 3 exons. Gene Ontology annotation, cellular component: extracellular region.